Molecule: messenger RNA, 858 nt
Organism: Porites lobata
Lineage: Eukaryota; Metazoa; Cnidaria; Anthozoa; Scleractinia; Poritidae
Source: the annotation of a GenBank genome assembly
AUGGACAUGGCCAAGAGCCUUCAUUUCACUCCAGUCAAAGGAAAACCUUUGAGUCCUUUCAUCUCAAAGUUGAAGCUUCUUCUAAGUGACGACAAGUAUCGUAAAGCCAUACGCUGGUCAGAAAGUGGUGGGGCAAUUCUUAUCACCGACGGCGAAAUAUUCAAACGGCAAGUUCUAGACGAGAGUGCUGAAAUGUUUAAAACCAGAAACUUUACGAGCUUUGUGAGGCAGCUUAACCUGUAUGGCUUCCGUAAAGUUCCAGUUAACGGAAAAGGCGACCCGUCCAAAAACAUGGAAUUUGAGCACAUUCACUUCAAACGCGACAAACCAGAACUAAUGCAUCUGGUUCACCGUACAUGCUCUUCCAGAAAAAAGAAACGAGUGGCUCAAGGAACGCUGACAUCCUUCAAAAGAGAAAGCUCUACGCAGCUGGAGGACCCACCAGUUAGAAAGUUCAAGUCGAGUGAAUACCAGAAAGAAGGAAGAAUUCCCGGGAAAUUGAGGCGAAACGACAGCAGUUUCUUCAGCGAAAGCACUGAUUCCUCGCCCCUGAAAAGCGAAUCGGAAGGAGAAAAAGAAUGCAGUGCUGGGGAAUUCAGCCAUUCCAGUCAUUCUCCAUUUGAAGUUGCACCAGGUUGUGCCGGAAACUCUCUCUUGGAAUACUACUAUCAAAAACAUCAAGAAGAGCAGAUUGCUGUCCAGCUCUUGUUAAAUUUGCGCUACUCAUCGUCCUCGCCUCAAAACUACGAAAAUUUCCAGCCAACGCAACCAACCUACGAGCCAUCUUACACUGGCUAUCCAAUGUACAUGUUCCCAACUUCAGUGCCUUUUUAUGGCCAAUAUAACUCUAUGUAUUGA